CCCGCGUGCUUGCGUGCCCGCGUGCGUACGGUGGGCCCGUGGCUGCGCCCACCCCGGAAAUGGGGGGCGUCAGCGUCUGUGCGCGCGGCGCGGUUCCCGCCAGCGCGCCUGUCACCCGGCAGCGGUGCCGGGUCCCCGAGGCGGGCGACUGUCCUGUGCAGUGGCCGCAGCCGGGCCGGCCCAGCGCGCCCGCGACGCGCCCCGCCCGCAGGCAGCGGGGACCCGCCGCGUCCGCCGACCGUACCCCCGGGCGGGAGGUUCCCGGGCUCCGCGGCUGGGCGCACGCGCCGGGGGCCCAGGCUGCACCUUCCUGUCCCCUCCACCGCCCUGGUCCCCGCCCGCCGUCUUUCCGCGUGCGUGCCCCGGCGAUGCGCUGGUCCACACGCAGCAGCCGCCCGCAGUCCUGCCCUCCCGCCUCCCGCUCGGCCCCCGGGCUGUGACCUCACGCGGGCCCCCCGACCCCCGGCCCUGCGGGGCUCAGCUGCUUGUCGGCGGCUCCCCUGCCGGUGGGGCCCGCCCAGGAGUCCACUGAGGGGAACGGACUGUGGGGCCCCCCGAUCCUUCCCGCGUGGAGCGUGAGGGGUGGUGUGGUUUUCUCCUGUUGGGCGCGGGGGCUGCUGGGCUGUCACAUCACCAUGGCGCCUGUGGGAUGGGUUUCUGUGCUGCGGGGGAGGCAUCGUGGGGUCCCUGGCCCAGCCGGGGGAGGACAGUCCCGCUGCCGCGACGAGCAGAACCAGCCCUGAGUGGGCCGGAAGGUGAAGACGCCCAGACAAGUGGAAGAGUGUUUUCUCCUCUGGCCGCCAGGCAGGCACCCUCUGCACCAAGAGCGCGUGAGGCCCUGGGAGCUCUGGGAGAUGAAGUUCGGCUGCCUGUCCUUCCGGCAGCCCUACGCGGGUUUCGUCUUAAAUGGGGUGAAGACCCUGGAGACGCGGUGGCGGCCGGUGCUCAGCGGCCACCGGCACCGCACCCUGGCGGUGCACGUCGCGCGCCGGGACUGGGAGGACGCGGCCUGGAGGGAGCUGCUGGUGGAGAGGCUGGGGAUGAGCCCCGCUCACGUGCAGGCCUUGCUGCGGGACGGGGAGAAGUUCGGCCGCGGCGUGGUAGCCGGGCUGGUUGACAUCGGGGACACCCUGCUGUGCCCAGAGAACUUAGGUCCCGACGAGGUUGCGGAGCUGGAGAAUCAGGCCGUGCUGCCCAGCCUGCAGCACAAGUACCUGACGGCGCUCACCAACCCGCGCUGGCUGCGGCAGCCGGUGCCCGCGAGAGGCGGGAAGGACGUCUUCCAGGUGGACAUCCCCGAGCACCUGAUCCCCUUGGGGCAGGAGGUCUGACCGGACUGGACUCUUGAGAGGAAGGGGACCGAGAGGCUCGCUCAUCGCGACAGGGACACCGUCCACUCGCCUUCUCGCCCCACACGUGCACGUCUGCUCAGGGCCGAGUUGGCCCUGCCCUGGGCAGUGCUGCCCGCGCCGUGCUGUUCACGGAAGCAGGUGGGCCCGCCUGGUGCGGGGCCGGGGGGCCGGGGCCCUCCUCGUGCGGCGCCGCUGUGGGCUCAAGGACAGAGCCUUGAGGACUUUGACCUUUGGGAAAAGAGGGCGUCGCCGCGCGCCUUGGCCCUGCUGAUUCUGGGUGGUUGAAAGAAAUGUGUGUCGAGAGGACUGUGUUUUCCCCUCCUUGUUCUGGUCAAAACUCCCAGGUGUUUGCCCGCAUCGGGGGACGACGGGGGAAGGCCAGGGGCGGGCCUCGUGCAGGCGGGAGAGGCCCACGGGCCCAGAAUCGGGGCGCGGUCUGUCCUGGCAGGUGACCCUUGCCCUGUUGUAAAGUGUCCCUUGGCCCUGGAAGCGUGUGUGUUAGACGCGCUGCCCGGCCGCGUCUCGUCCAAAGACGGGCUCCUAAACACAGCUCUGAGGGCAAAGCGGCAACAAGGGCUGGUGUUCACUUUGUGGAAACCUUUUACUUGUCUGUGGGCUUGGGGGUCAUUUGUUAGCACG
Messenger RNA from Hippopotamus amphibius kiboko, 1991 nucleotides. It is a transcript of the gene EOLA1, whose product is annotated as endothelium and lymphocyte associated ASCH domain 1. The record is from RefSeq and is a predicted model, not a curated record. NCBI's taxonomy places the organism in Eukaryota, Metazoa, Chordata, Mammalia, Artiodactyla, Hippopotamidae. The transcript is spliced from 4 exons. The coding region runs from base 855 to 1331 and encodes 158 amino acids.